AUGGGCAAUCUCAAGCCCAAAACGGGAGUUUCUCAGAACACGCGUCCCCGUUCUGUCAAAUCAAACAAGCAACCUAUCGCGACCGUCUCUGAGGUCAACGAUAAUAUUGACGAAAAGUACGCUAUGGACGACCUGCAGGAAGACAUCGAGCACGGUGUUGCCCACCCCGUCAGCGCCAUGGCUGAGCUCGAGGAACGCGUCAAUGACCUCGACAAUGCUUGGGAGUCCGAGUCGCUGCUUGCUGACAUGCUCGAGGGCCUCUCUGAUGAGAACAUUACUGACGACCCUGAGUAUUGUACCCCAGAGGAAGCCGUUAGUUACCGUCAGCUUCUUCGCACCUUGGGGCCAGAAGAGCUCAUCAACCGCACAAUCAGCGCUGGCCUCAUCACCGCCAAGAAGCUUCUCAGUGCCUUUGAUGUGCGGCCACCAGGUCUCGAGGGCCAGCCUGACUCGGUCUACUUCGACCUCUUGAUACUUGCCUUCAGCCGCGAGCUCUCGAAGAGAGCCAAGCUGCAGCAGUACAACACUGUCGAUGAUGCUGUCGCCCUUCUCAAGAAGUCUAAGAACAUCAUCGUCCUCACUGGCGCUGGCAUUUCUACCUCACUGGGAAUCCCAGAUUUCCGUUCCAAAGGCACUGGUCUCUAUUCCAAGCUAGAGCACCUCGGCCUGAACGACCCCCAAGAAGUCUUUGACAUCAGUCUCUUCAAAGAAGACCCAAGCAUCUUCUUCUCUGUGGCUCGGGACAUCAUGGUUGAGACUGAGCGGUUCUCACCGACGCACGCCUUCAUCGCGCUACUUCAAAAACACGGGAAGCUACUCACCAACUACUCUCAAAACAUCGACAAUCUCGAGUCCAAGGCAGGCAUUCACCCCAGCAAACUCAUCCAAUGCCACGGCUCCUUCGCAACCGCAACAUGCUUCACCUGCUACUACCAAGUGCCAGGCGACGAAAUACUUGGUGACAUCAAGGCUGGUAAAAUCCCCAGAUGCCCCAAGUGUGGCAUCCCCCGCCGCGGCACCAAGAACAGCCGCAAGCGGAAGCUGGCCAAGGACGGCACCAGCAGCCGGCCGCGGCGGAGGCCUGGCGACUACGACAGCGCCAGCGACUCGGAGUACGACAUGCCGUCCAAGGGCGGCAUCAUGAAGCCUGACAUCACCUUCUUCGGCGAGGCGCUUCCGGACGAGUUCUCCAGCCGCCUGGUCGACCACGACCGCGACAAGACCGACCUGGUCGUCGUCAUCGGCACCAGCCUCAAGGUCGCCCCCGUCAGCGAGCUGGUCCCCUUCCUUUACCCGCACAUUCCGCAGAUCUACAUCAGUCGGACGCCCGUUAAUCACCACAACUUCGACAUUGACCUUCUUGGUGACUGCGACGUCGUCGUCGCCGAAUUGUGCCGUCGCGCCGGCUGGGACCUGGACCACGAGAUGGUCCCCAAGGAUCAGGUCGUCGACAUUGCCACCGAGUCGGGCUGGAAUAGCAGACAUAUCUUCACCGAAAGACGACCCGCCGGUGAUGAGAUCGACAAUGUCAAUACUGUACCACUAGAAGCAAAUGGGAGCGAGAACGCUACUCAUACUUCUACGCCCGCGCGCAGCGACGAAGACCACGCUGGUGACUCCAAGAGCAGCAGUAGCAACGAAGACGGUGGGAAGUCAACUCGGAGGCGAAGAAAGGCGAGGACGGCACUGCCCACGCAGGCACCCAGCAACUUGACUCCUUCGAACCCGGGCCCCAGCCUCGCCAGCAGAACCCGCAAGAGUCGAGCCACUGAAGAGGACGAGGCCGAAUACACCGGCAAUUGA
This is a messenger RNA of Diaporthe amygdali, 1803 nucleotides long. Its product is annotated as sir2-like protein. The transcript is spliced from 3 exons. Gene Ontology annotation, molecular function: NAD+ binding. The coding region runs from base 1 to 1803 and encodes 600 amino acids. The record is from RefSeq and is a predicted model, not a curated record. Lineage: Eukaryota; Fungi; Ascomycota; Sordariomycetes; Diaporthales; Diaporthaceae.